Messenger RNA from Exophiala spinifera, 2022 nucleotides. RefSeq lists its product as uncharacterized. Lineage: Eukaryota; Fungi; Ascomycota; Eurotiomycetes; Chaetothyriales; Herpotrichiellaceae. Gene Ontology annotation, cellular component: nucleus. Bases 1 to 2022 code for a protein of 673 amino acids. The transcript has 6 exons. The record is from RefSeq and is a predicted model, not a curated record. Gene Ontology annotation, molecular function: RNA binding.
AUGUCGUCUGCAGUAGCAGAGCUGGAUUCUAUCCUGCAGUCCAUGCUUAGCCUCAAACCCCCAGGAGUGUCAGGUUCCAAGAUCAGUGCAAUAACAUCUCUUUGCACGGCCAACAUCCAAUCCGAGUCGGUCCUCAUCCAGAAGAUCUACACCCACUUUAAAAAGACGCCGGGCACACACAAACUGGGGGUUCUGUAUGUUGUAGACUCAGUAACGCGACAAUGGGUAGACCAAGCUCGCAAGGCUGGUCAGCAAAUUGGUAGCGGAGCAGCAGAUGGAACAUUCGCUGCCGGCGUGAAUCGAGUAACUGAAUUACUUCCCGUGCUCAUGAACGACAUCAUCACCACGGCCCCCGAAGAUCAAAAGGUCAAAAUCAACAAACUCCUAGAAAUCUGGGAUCGCUCACAAACAUUUCCCGCGCCGCUACUUUCUUCACUCAAAGAGAAGCUUAAUGCGCCUCGAGUUUCCACCACUCCUGAAGGCUCCCCAGCCCCUGGUUUUGUCCCUCUUGGCCAGCAACAGGCAGCGACAGCAAUGUCCGCCACACAACCUUCAACAGCGCCAGCUCAGCAAGACACUUCGGCCAUCCUCGAGGCCCUCAAGAACAUGGCAAAGCAAAAUGCUGCCGCGCCGCAACCCUCUGCUGUACCCGCACCAGCUAGUUUGAGUAGUCUCUUAGGCGCGCAAACCGGGACUCCUCUACCGACCAGUACCGUAAAUCAAAGCCCAGCUGCUGCUGGUGGCAGUGUGCCAGGUGUAAACCCUCUUGGAGCUUUGCUCGCUGGAAUGAAUAACGGGGUCCAAAGCCAGAGUCCUGCCAAUGUGCCGCAGAAUCCACUUGCUGCCUUUCUUCCUCAGCCACAAGCUCCUGUGCCGAUACCGCAAAACCCUGUUUCUAUAAACCCAGAUAUUCAGGCUCAGAUGCAGCUUGUGCAGCUCCUGGCUGCUCAAGGGGUUCCCCCCGAUCAGUGGGCGACAGCUCUUCAAUUGUUGAACAUGCAGAAUGCCGGCGGCAGUGCUAAUGCGAUGCCAUUCCAGCCGCCCAUCCAAGCCAACAAUUGGGCUGCUCCAAACGGCGGUCAGUCACGUGAUGCACACACCCGGUCUCCUCCGGGCCAGUACCGGCGCCGCUCUCGCUCGCCUGGCUAUGACAAAAGACGGGAACUGUCUCCCAGACGCCAUCGGGAUAGUCCAGGAGCGGAUCAGUACCGUGACCGUGAUGGCAGACGUGGUAACGAUUAUCGCCAACGAAGCCCCGGUAGAAGACGACGAUCGCCGAGCCCUCAAGGUCAUGAUCCCAGUCUGCCACCACCUGGACCCAAGAAUGUCACGUUCGACAGAAGCUUGCCCAAGGGCCACAUCAAAGUCUACAGUCGAACGCUCUUUGUGGGAGGAGUCACUACGGGCGAGGCUUCUUUGAGACAAGUCUUUAGUCAAUUUGGCAUCGUCCAGACAUGCAUCGUCAACAUCGACAAACGACAUGCCUUCAUCAAGAUGAUUAACCGACAGGAUGCAGAAGCUGCCAGGCAUGGCAUGGAGGAAUACAAGCUGGGCGACUCCCAGCUCCGAACCAAAUGGGGUGUCGGUUUUGGACCGCGUGACUGCAGCGAUUAUUCCACCGGUGUCAGUGUAAUUCCUAUCGAACGUCUGACUGAAGCCGAUCGCAAGUGGAUGGUCACAGCUGAGUAUGGCGGCACUGGAGGCCAACCCAUUCAAGAAUUCAUGGUGAUUGAAGAGCCCGACAUUGAAAUUGGCGCCGGCGUGUCGUCUAAAGCUAUGAGUCGACGGAUUCCCACUGACUCUGGUGGUCGACGGGGACCUCAAUCUUCUCGUCAACACGGUGGCCGUGAUGAGAGACGCCGUGACGACGAUCGAAGAGUCGACAGGGACGAACGGUCUGCUUCUAAUGGCAACACUGGAGCGAUGGCACCAAUGGGUUUUCCUAUGAAUUUUGGAAAUGGCAUGCCUAUGUUCCCGCCAGGCUUCCAAUUCCCGGGUAUUCAACAGAAUCAACAGGAAUAG